UAUCGGCUCACGUUCUCACUUUCUCGCCCCCACAGGAAAAUUUUCCCACCAAGCAAAGAAAAAGAGAACCGAAGGAAAAUUUUAAUUUUAAUUUUAUUUUUAGGAUAGAGAGAGAGUAAGAAGACGGUCUCUUACCAGAGGGUCGAAGAAGAUAACGAUAGCAAACCCUAGGAAUUAGAAUAACUUGCGGCCGCAGCGGCGCCUUUCUUUGUUUGAUUUCUGGAACGAUUGUUGCCGCUUAGGUUUGCCCUCGUAUUUUCUGUGCUUCGUGUUUCGAGUUUUUUUUUUGGUUGUAAACUUUUAAAUUCCUUUUAGGUUGGGGAUUUUUAUUGUGAUUCUGAUUAGCGGUGGUUUGGAGCUCCAGAUUACGGCAGCAGGAGGCUGAUUAGGGCUGGGGCAGAGGUUUUGGUUGUUUGGUGUGAAGUUGAGCGGUGGGGUUUUCAGAGGGGGCCGUGGCUUCCCAUGCGAUUGUGUUGGUUUUCAUGCCGCCUGAACCAUUGCCUUGGGAUCGGAAGGACUUCUUCAGAGAGAGGAAGCACGAGAGGUCGGAGUCCCUAGGGUCUGUCGCCAGAUGGAGGGACUCGUCCCAUCAUGGUUCGCGAGAGCUCAAUCGAUGGGGAUCGGCCGAUUUUCGCAGACCAUUAGGUCAUGGUAAGCAAGGAGGUUGGCACUUUUUCUCUGAGGUGUCUGGCCAUGGGUAUGCAUCUCGGUCCAGUGAGAAGGUGCUAGAAGAUGAUGGCUGCCGGCCUUCUAAUUCUCGUGGGGAAGGGAAAUAUGGCAGGAGUAGUCGGGAAAAUAGAGGUUCUUAUAAUCAAAGAGAAUGGAGGGGUCACUCCUGGGAAACAAAUAAUGGGUUUUCAAACACACCUGGAAGAGUGCAUGACGUGAACAAUGAACAGAAAUCACGAGAAGAUUUGCCAUCAUAUUCAUCUCAUUCGAAUGGUGGCUUUGGAAACACAUGGGAUCAGGUUCAGUUUAAGGACCAACAUGAUAAGACAGGUGGUUCCAUGGGGUUGGGCACAGGGCAGAGAUGUGACAGGGAGCAUUCUCUGGGCUUAAAUGAUUGGAAGCCGAUGAAGUGGACGAGAUCUGGAAGCUUAUCUUCAAGAGGAUCAGGUUUCAGCCAUUUGAGUAGCUCUAAGAGUGCUGGGGCUAUAGAUUCAAUUGAUGCUAAGGUCGAAUCCCAGACGAAAAAUGCAACUCCAGUUCAGUCUCCUUCGGCAGAUGCUAACGCAUGUGUGACAUCUGCUGCACCAUUGGAAGAGACAACAUCCAGGAAGAAGCCUCGCCUUGGAUGGGGUGAGGGAUUGGCCAAGUAUGAGAAAAAGAAGGUUGAGGGCCCUGAGGUUACCUUUAACAGAGGUGGGGCAUUUACUGUAAGCAAUGCAGAACCUUCCCAUUCUCUCAGUUCAAGCCUGAUUGAUAAAAGCCCUAGAGUUACUAGUUUUUCAGAUUGUGCAUCUCCUGCAACUCCAUCUUCUGUUGCUUGCAGCUCUUCCCCAGGUGUGGAGGAGAAAUCAUUUGGCAAGGCAGUGAGUAUAGAUAAUGAUAGUAGCAACUUAUGUGGCUCACCUGGUCCUGUGUCUCAUAAUCAUUCAGAAGGGUUCUCAUUUAACUUGGAAAAAAUGGAUUCCAACUCGAUAUCAACAUUGGGUUCGUCACUAGUUGAGUUACUACAGUCAGAUGAUCCAAAUUCAAUGGACUCAACUUAUGUGAGGUCUACUGCAAUUAAUAAGUUGCUUGUUUGGAAGGCUGAAAUUUCAAAGACAUUGGAGGUGACUGAAACAGAAAUUGAUUCACUUGAAAAUGAACUCAAGUCGUUGAAAUCCAUCGCUGUAGGUAGCUCUCCAUCAGCUUCUAGUUCUUUGCCUGCAGAGGACCAUUUAAAAUCUUCUGAAGAAGGUGUUAUUACCCAUCUUAUCCCACGUCCUGCUCCGUUGCAAAUUAGAUCUUCUGGUGAUGCAGUUGUGGAGAAGUUACCAAUCAGCAAUGGUGAUCAGGAGGAAGCUUGUGCAAAUGUAAAGGCUGAGGAUGUUGAUAGUCCUGGAACUGUGACUUCGAAGUUUGUUGAGCUACUAUCUUUGGCUAAAGCUGUAUCUUCUUCAGAUAUGCUGAAUCAUGCUGCUGGGAAUUUGGAUCACAUUCCAUUGACCAACAAGGAAGUGCAACACUCAGUGCUUGGUUCAGGAGGAGAAGAAACUGUUCCAGGUACUUGUGGGGAUUGUAGUAUGCUAACUGAGGGUGAAUUAACUGCACCUAUAACUGAUACUUUGGGUUCAUGUACUGAUGGAGAAGUUAAAUUACAUAGUGUCAUUUUGUCGUCAAAUAAAGAAUUAGCAAAAGGAGCUCAUGACAUAUUUAAUAAGCUAUUGCCACAAGAUGAUUUUAACUUAGAUAGUUCUGAAGGUUGCAAUGCUGCAUCUCGGCAGGAUUACGCACUAGUUAGAGAGAAAUUUGUGAUGAGGAGGCAAUUUAUAAAGUUUAAGGAGAGAGUUAUAACCUUAAAAUUCAGAGCCUUCCAAAGCUUGUGGAAAGAAGACAUGCAUUUGCUAUCUAUAAGGAAGCACCGUGCAAAAUCUCAGAAAAAGUCUGAUUUAAGCUUACGGUCAGUGCAUAAUGGUUAUCAAAAGCAUCGAUCUUCCAUCCGUUCUCGUUUUUCUUCACCAGCAGGAAACUUAAGUUUGGUCCCUACAGCAGAAGUUAUGGAUUUUACAGGCAAGUUGCUGUUGGAUUCCCAGAUCAAGCUUUAUAGGAACAACUUGAAGAUGCCUGCUCUAAUUUUGGACAAAAAGGAGAAGAUCGUGUCAAGGUUUAUUUCUAAUAAUGGAUUAGUUGAAGAUCCCUGUGUUGUUGAGAAGGAGAGGGCUAUGAUUAAUCCCUGGACCCCUGCAGAAAAAGAAAUUUUCAUGGAUAAGCUAGCUACUUGUGGGAAGGAUUUUAAAAAAAUUGCCUCUUUUCUUGACCACAAGACAACUGCUGACUGUGUUGAGUUCUACUACAAAAAUCACAAAUCUGAUUCUUUUGAGAAAAAGAAGAAAUUGGACUGUGGUAAGCAGGUCAAGUCCUUGGCUAAUGCUACGUACUUAAGGCUAAACAAAAAGUGGAAUCGUGAGAUGAAUGCUGCCUCCCUUGAUAUUCUGGAUGUGGCUUCAGUGAUGGCGGCCAAUGCUGAUGAUAAUAUGAGAAAUCGGAAGACAUGCUCUGGAAGGUCGAUUUUGGGAGGAUUGAGUGAAUCUAAAGCAUCAUGGGGUGAUGAUGGUACUGAUGAAAGAUCAUCUAGCUUUGAUAUCAUUGGGAAUGAUAGAGAAACAUUUGCUGCUGAUGUUCUGGCUGGUAUAUGUGGAUCCCUAUCAUCAGAGGCGAUGAGUUCUUGUAUUACAAGUUCUGUUGAUCCUGGGGAGGGCUACAGGGAGUGGAGGUCCCAGAAAGUUGAUUCUGUAGUUAGACGCCCUUUAACACCUGAUGUUACACAACAUGUUGAUGAUGGGACUUGUUCUGAUGAGAGUUGUGGAGAAAUGGAUCCAACUGAUUGGACAGAUGAGGAAAAAUCUUUCUUUGUCCAAGCAGUUACAUCAUAUGGUAGGGAUUUUUCCAAGAUCUCUCAAUGUGUCAGAUCGAGGUCUCGGGAUCAGUGCAAGGUUUUCUUCAGUAAGGCUAGGAAGUGCCUUGGUCUUGAUGUGAUACAUCCUGGAGCAGGAAAUGAAAGAACAUUUACAGGUGAUGAUGCUAAUGGAAGUGGAAGUGGUUCUGAAAAUGUCUCUGCUCGAGAAAUGGGUUCAGGUAUUUGCAGUGAUAAGUCAGGUUCUAAAAUGGACGAGGACUUGCCAUUGUCUGCCAUGAAGAUGAAUAAUGAUGAAACUGAUCCAGCUGAGAACUUUACUUCACAAACUGCACUGAGCAGGUCAGAGGGAAAAAAUGAAAAGGAGCAGCUAAACAGUAAAAGAAACAUUGGGGCUUCAGAAUCUCAGGUGUCUGAUCCAUGUCCGACUCAGAGUAGGCCCAAUUUAGUGUCUGAUGGUGAUAGUACUAUCACACAAAGUGUUGGUGAAACAAAGAUACUUCCUAUCGAAGAAAGAAACUCUGUGUUGGCUGGUAUAGAGACUGAAAGGAAGGAUGGGGAUGAACAGGGGACUUCUGUUGCAGAAUCGGUAUCUGUUUGUGAGGGAAAUGAAAAUGAUAAGCUACUUAAUGCAGAAUCUAUGAUUGGGAUGAAACCUGUAGAUGAAGUAUCUUCUGAUGAACUUGGGAACCAAACGGACGGGCAAGAUGAGAAGUGCAAUGCAAGUACAAGUGGGCAAAGUGGCUUAGACUCUGUGGUACAGGAUUCAAAUUCAAUUGGCAAUGCUUCCCAAAUGGCUUCUGAUAGAAAUUCUUGUUCAGGUUUCAGUCUGAACCCUGACUACCAGCGUCAAGUGUCUAUUGAGUUGAAUUCCAAGGAAAAGUCUUGUGUAAUCUCAUGUUCCCAAGAGACUCCUCUUGUUUCUGCCAAUUCAAUGUCGCUGGACUCUGAUGUCAUUCAGUGUGAGAAAAAUGGUAAUGAAGAUAAAAUUUCAUCAUCACUGGAUUUUCAGGAGAGCAGGGAUGUGUGUCAUAUAUCUGUUUGUAAAGAUGAAUCUAAUGAGCAUGUAACAGGUCUUCCUUUAUUAACCAAUGCUCAAUCCUCCCAGGUUCUGAGGGCCUAUCCAUUACAAAUGCAAGUGAAAAAAGAGGUGAAUGGGGGUGUCAUGUGCAGAAAUUCCUCUGAAGUUCAAAGCCUUUCCAGUUCAGAAACAAGUAGCAAUGCUCCUUUAUCGCAAAAUUGUUAUCUACAAAGGUGCAGCAAUUUGAAUACUCCGUGUUCAAUGACUGAGUUUCCACUCAUGUCUCAAAAUAUAGAACAAGCAAUUGAUGGCCGGAAAUCUCGUUCCCAGAGUUUGUCAGAUUCAGAAAAGCCAAGCAGGAGUGGUGGUGAUGUGAAAUUGUUUGGUAAGAUACUUACCACCCCGUCUUUGCUGAAGGCAGAUUCCAAUUAUUGGGAGAAUGAAGAAAAAGAAGGGAGUAACAAUCAUAAGUUGAGCAACCAGUCUAAUCUGAAGUUCAGUAACCUCCACAAUUCAGAUGGAAAUUCUACCCUCUUAAAGUUUGAUCGUAAAAAUUAUUUGGGUAUUGAGAAUGUUCAAAUGAGGAGUUACUCUUAUUGGGAUGGAAACAGAUUGCAAGCCACAUUUCCAUCUGUGCCGGAUUCUGCAAUUUUACUGGCCAAGUAUCCUGCUGCAUUCAGUAAUUUCUCCGCUCCCUCUUCUACUGUGGAGCAGCAGUCAUUGCAGUCAGUUGUCAAUAGUAAUGAACUGGAUGUGAAUGGAGUGUCAGCUUAUCCGACCAGGGAGACUAGUAACAGCAAUGGAAUGGUUGAUUAUCAGGUGUACCGGAGUCGUGAGGCUGCUAAAGUGCAGCCAUUUACUGUAGAUGUGAAGCAGAGACAAGACAUGUUCUCUGAGGUGCAGAGGCGGAAUGGAAUUGAAACUAUUUCUAGCUUUCAGCACCAAGGAAGAGGGAUGGUAGGAAUAAACGUCUUGGGGAGGGGAGGUAUUGUUGUUGGUGGAGCAUGCACUACGGGUGUUUCAGAUCCUGUGGCCGCACUGAAAAUGCACUUUGCGAAAACUGAGCAGCAGUAUGGGGGCCAGAGUAGCAGCAUCAUCAGAGAGGAUGAGUCUUGGAGAGGGAAUGGGGACAUGGGCAGAUAGUAGAUGUUAUGCCUUUUAGAUGAAUGGGGCCUCCGGAAGGCGGCCCUUUCGAGCGGCAUAUUCUUUUCAUUGCCGCGCCCUGUAUUAUAGUUUUUGUAUUGUUCAACGAUGAAAUGAUAGGGGCAAUAGAUGGGUUCUUUUGGUUCUUUUUGGUAAAUUAUCUUGUUAGGUGCGCUUGUAAUAUUCCAGCAGCUUUGUAUUUGUAUUUGAUGCCAAAAAAAAAAACUACAGAAAAUAAUUCGUUAAAGAUGGUUGGGGGGUGGGGGAAGGGUUUAUUCGGUUUUGACCAUCUUGUUCUUUUCGUAUCUUAUUAAUUUAUCUCGUUAAGUUCUACAGGUCUGCUUCCAUUCUCGCUCUCCUUUAUAGUAGGCUAUUUAUUGUUAUGGUUCAUUGAGCUUUUGGAUUGUUGACAACGUUGUGUUUUGCGGGUUUCAAUUCCAUUUAUAAUGCAUACGUUACUUUUUA
This is a messenger RNA of Humulus lupulus (European hop), 6188 nucleotides long. RefSeq lists its product as uncharacterized. Lineage: Eukaryota; Viridiplantae; Streptophyta; Magnoliopsida; Rosales; Cannabaceae. The record is from RefSeq and is a predicted model, not a curated record. The coding region runs from base 483 to 5723 and encodes 1746 amino acids. The transcript has 4 exons.